AUGGCGCCUAUCAACGGGGCUGCAGCAAAGUCGGCUAAGACUAGCACUCGACGAGCCACCUCUAAGACUGUCGUCCCCGUGCUGCCUCUUACCUACCCCCAGCGCCCACCAUCCAAGCAGCACGUUCCUGCACCGCCAGCUCUGCCCCCUCCGACCCACAGCGAGCCAACCCAACAUCCCGCCGACGUCAAGGUUGAAGGCCGAAAGUCAGACCAAGAACAAGAGCACCACGCCCGCCACGAGCUGCCAGCUACGAGCCCCGUCGAACUCGGCCCAAGCCCUGCCGAAAAUAUCAAUACCUAUACGCCAUCUGCGGCUCCCGUUCAAGUGGCCAUCGCAGCUGAGCUCCCUGCCCCGGGUGCUACCACUGAUGUGAAGCCUUCAGAUACUCCGACCUCCUUCUCGCCUUCGAUCGACCAAGACAUUAAUUCCCCCCGACACCCCCGACUCUUCGGCCCCUCAGACGUUGGAUCUACCUGUUCUAGUGCGACUGGGCGCGCCGCCGAUACCCUUAACACAACUACACAACAUCCGAUUAUGCAUCCUCCUGGGUUCCACCAUGCUCAUCCGAGCAACGGGAGCUUAGUAUUUGGGCGGUUCGACUCGAAUGCAUCGUCGCCUGUCCCCCGCCCCGGAGCCGGCUUCCCUCCUCCUGGCAUCAUGCCAUAUCCACAGACUGCGAUGCCUGUUGCGGCAGUGGAUGGGUAUGGCCGCCCAGUGAUGGUGUCUCCGACUCUCGAUGGCUACCCUGCAGCCAUCAUGAGUCACCAUGGCCCGCCGACCCCUCAUAGCUUCCACGGCUCGCAAUCGUCGAUACAGGCCGAAGACCACGGCUUCGGACAUUAUCCCCCGAUUAAUGGACAUAAUGGAUACCACGUUGAGCCUGUUGCGCAGACCGGAAUCAACCACCUGAGCUUGAACCCGCACAUGAAUGGCGCAAUGCACUCCAAUGCGGUCUCUGCGCCGUUUCAGAGCGUCCAGGAGCAGGGCGAGACGUUGGAUUUUCUCCGUCGAGGCAUCAGCGAUAACACCUUUAACGACUGCGUCAUCGAGGCCGCUUUCCGUGAUAGCCCCUAUUUCGGGGACCAUCCUGAUUACCGGGCUCUUUUGCCCAGAGUCAGAACUCACGGACACCGAUUCGUGUUUUCCCGCAGCCCUGCGCUUGCCAGAGUAAUGAAGUCCCAGCGGACUGCCCCAGGUGGCUGCAUAUUCCUCGACGUCCAGGACGAGUUCAUGCGUCCCGAUGUCUUCUUGUAUGCCAUCCGCAGUCUUUACGGCUGGUCUCUGGCCGAUAUCAUGCUUCCCACCGACCUCCAACUACGUAAUGUCAAGGACGACUUCAAACUCGCCGUGAGCUACGCCGCUACGGCGCAGUUCUUGGAGCUGCCGAGACUGUAUACGAUUGCUUUGCAACGUGCAAGCAACCUUCUGCACUGGGAGACUCUUGAUCUGGCUGUCGACUUUGCCUUGCCAAAUGUCACGGUACCUCGCCUCUCCCGAUCUGACGAUUUCAACGUCUCGGGGCUCGUCGAUCGGCUUCUCGUCUUCAUCGUUGAUAGCUUCCCAAAUGACUUCGUUCUGGAUAUCAGCGCAGCCGACAACGGCUUUACCCGCCUACCGGCCGCUGGCCCCUAUCACCACAGCGCAGAUGCGCCAACGAUUGCCCAUGGUACGUCCGGAGCAGCCUACAGCCGCCAUCCGCCCAACAUUGAUUCGCGCAUGCAUCGGAACCAGCUCCUGUCUUCCAAUCCGCGCCUGUCGCAAAUCAAGUUCGGAGACAUUUCACCGCCCAACCGGAAUGGAUAUGUGCCCCAUGAUGCUCCUGUUGGUCUCGAGGCGGUCAAAGGAAAUAUGAUGCCGUCCCCGAACGAUACUAUUCUUUCACGGAUCUUGCUCAACCUCCCCUUCAACCUCCUGACGCGAGUUCUGGAGCAUCCUCAGUUGGCCAAGCCCUCUGGCGAGCUCAGCAUCCCUGCCCGGUACGCUAUUAUGUCUAGCAUCGUUGCGGAGCGAGAGUCUCGUCGGCUCCGGACCUUGGACAGGGGUGCUCCAGAGCUUCGUAUGUUUCAGGACACCCUUGCUAAGGCUGCCGAUCCGCUGGCCGUCAAACACAUGGGCGACUUUCUGGUGAACAACAUGGGAUACAAGGAAGAAGUGUUUCUAGGAGACCCCCCGUGCCUUGUGCACCGAUGGGUGCCGACUAGCAGCGUUGGCGGCAGUAUCACUGCUUGA
Molecule: messenger RNA, 2232 nt
Organism: Lasiosphaeria miniovina
Lineage: Eukaryota; Fungi; Ascomycota; Sordariomycetes; Sordariales; Lasiosphaeriaceae
Exons: 2
Coding region: 1-2232 (743 amino acids)
Source: RefSeq, a predicted model, not a curated record